This is a messenger RNA of Cavia porcellus (domestic guinea pig), 11440 nucleotides long. RefSeq names its product ankyrin repeat domain-containing protein 26-like. The coding region runs from base 16 to 2643 and encodes 875 amino acids. The record is from RefSeq and is a predicted model, not a curated record. The transcript is spliced from 25 exons. NCBI's taxonomy places the organism in Eukaryota, Metazoa, Chordata, Mammalia, Rodentia, Caviidae.
AAUACUGAUUGUAGAAUGGGCUACAGAUGUAGCCCAAAAGACUAUUUUGUGUCAAAACAUCAGAGUUAUACUUUAAUAGUUUAUAUUUUUGUUAAUUCAAAAUAUAUUUUACCUUUUUCUUUAAUAGCACCUGCUAUUUCUGAAGAUGAAUCUCUAACCAGCUCUUCCAGCAAACACAGUCUUGUUAAUUUCUGGCCUAAAUCAGAUGACACUGACUUUCUUCUGGAUAACAAGAAAGAAGCAGAAAGGCCAAAAAUUAUAUGGCUGGAAAACGGUAAGUUUGUUCUUGUAAAAACACAAGAAGAGCAAACAGCCAAAAAUGUGACUAAUGUGGAUGAAGAGAAGAAAACUCCUCAAACUGAUACUGUGUUGCCACUGGAAGCACAGACAGAUGAUGAAUCUCCUUGGGAUUCUGAGAGUAUCUCUGAGAAUCUUCCACAGCAGCCUGUCGAUCCUUUUCCUGGGGAUGCAGAUGAUGGAGGAAAACAUGCAGGAAAUACACAAACAAAAGAUUUACCUGACACACAUCUUCACUUGAAGCCUGCCAUGGAAGCAAAAGAUUGUGUUGCGAAGAAAGCAGUAGGAAUAAAGGAUGUAAAGACAUUUCAACCAGAUUGGAGUUUCACCGAGUCUAAUGAGACUCUGAAGAGAUCUGAGAAAUUGAUGCUUGGCCAUCAACAUCCACUUCUGGCAGAAUCCGUGAUGAAGAGUCCAUCAGCAUUCCCAGAAUCUGAAUCAGGUGACACACAUCUUCACGGGAAGGCUGCCAUGGAAGAAAAAGAUUCUGUUGUGAAGAAAGCAGUAAGAAUGAAAGUUAUACCGACAUUCCAACUAGAAGAACUGAACAUAGAACUGACAUUAAAGGAAGAUUUGAGAAGACGUGAUGACAGUGAAAACAGCCAGGACCAGGUUGAAGGAAAAAGAAAGAGUGGAAAAACUGACACCCAGCAGUUGCCUACUGAGAAGAAAGAAGAACAUGAUAGGUUUCACUUCAGACUUGUCUUAAAAGAAGAGGACAAGAGAAAAAGUCUCAAGGAAAAAUGUUCUCAAGAAGUUGAAGCAAAACAACAGCUUGAAAUUUCUUAUGCAACACUUGAAAUGGAAUUCAAAGCUUCAAAAGUGAAUCAGUUGACAGAAGCACAAGACCGAGGUAAAAGCUCUGUGCAACACGACGAAAAAACGGAAGAACCCUUAGACAGGAUUGAAUUGGUGUGUUCACACCUGAAAGAAAAUGUUCAAAGUCUCGAAAUGGAGAUUUUGAGCCAGACAAAGAAAAGGAAGAAAACAGCAGGAAAAGUUGAACAUGCUCAGAAACACUUGUCAAAUGACAGUUUGUUGACAGAAGCACAAGACCGAGAUACAAGCUCUGUGCAACACGACGAAAAAACGGAAGAACCCUUAGACAGGAUUGAAUUGGUGUGUUCACACCUGAAAGAAAAUGUUCAAAGUCUCGAAAUGGAGAUUUUGAGCCAGACAAAGAAAAGGAAGAAAACAGCAGGAAAAGUUGAACAUGCUCAGAAAUACUUGUCAAAUGACAGUUUGUUGACAGAAGCACAAGACCGAGAUACAAGCUCUGUGCAACAUGACGAAAAAACGGAAGAACCCUUAGACAGGAUUGAAUUGGUGUGUUCACACCUGAAAGAAAAUGUUCAAAGUCUCGAAAUGGAGAUUUUGAGCCAGACAAAGAAAAGGAAGAAAACAGCAGGAAAAGUUGAACAUGCUCAGAAACACUUGUCAAAUGACAGUUUGCCUGCCCUGGGACCGCUCCCAGCCAAAGCCUCCUCUGGUCCGCUCCCCGCGGCUCCUUCCGGGCUUCGCUCCAAAGCCUCUACCGGUCCGCUCUCCGCGGCUCCUUCCGGGCUUCGCUCCAAAGCCUCUACCGGUCCGCUCUCCAUGGCUCCUUCCGGGCUUCGCUCCAAAGCCUCUACCGGUCCGCUCUCCGCGGCUCCUUCCGGGCUUCUACUUCCCCCCAGGGGUGGCACCAGUAUAUAUACGGAUACAGUGUCCAAUCAUGUUAAACCUGCCCUGGGACCGCUCCCAGCCGAAGCCUCCUCUGGUCCGCUCCCCGCGGCUUCUUCCGGGCUUCGCUCCAAAGCCUCUACCGGUCCGCUCUCCGCGGCUCCUUCCGGGCUUCGCUCCAAAGCCUCUACCGGUCCGCUCUCCACGGCUCCUUCCGGGCUUCGCUCCAAAGCCUCUACCGGUCCGCUCUCCGUGGCUCCUUCCGGGCUUCUACUUCCCCCCAGGGGUGGCACCAGUAUAUAUACGGAUACAGUGUCCAAUCAUGUUAAAUUGACAGAAGCACAAGACCGAGGUACAAGCUCUGUGCAACACGACAAAAAAACGGAAGAACCCUUAGACAGAUCUGUGCAAACACUCACAUUGGAGAAUUUGCGCCUGAAAAAGGAAAAUCAAAAGCUAAGGGGUAAACUUGAACGAGCUCAGAAACACUUGUUGAGCAAUAGAUUGUCUGAAGAUGAGAAAGAACAGUUCUUCAAAUUCACUGAGCUGUUCAAAAGUGCAAUGUCUGAGGUGGACCAAUUAAAGAAGGAAAAGCACGACCUGGAAUGUGCUUUGGAUGAAAUACAAAAGAAAAAUCGUGAACCUGAAUCAGAACUAGCAGGUUUCAGGAUGGGCCCUACUUAAUUAAAAUGGAAAAGGAUAUCAGAACUUUUUUCUGCUUGAAAAGUCUCUUCUUGGGGAGAAAGAAAUGGUGGAUCACUUGUGGAUCAGAGGUGGGUGCACUGUGCAUCUUGGGUAACUACCUAAUUCUGCCACUAGUCCAAGGACCAGUCUUUGCGUCUUCUCUCUAGGACUGCUUAACACUCACCUUCCCUUAGUUUAAAGGACAUUUUCGCAUGGACCCUGGAGGUUCUUUGCUUGUGGGUGCACACUCGCCUCACUCGCUUCACGCUUGCCUCUCAUUCUUUGGCCCCUUUCCUAACCACAUAGGCACCUAGAGACAAAUUCAAAGAUGAGACUUUUAGUAGAAAGGCUUUCAAGGUAUUUUCUUAGUCUAAAAGUGAUUUUUCUCUACCAGAAAUUACUUAUGGAUGGUCCUAAAACCUCAAUCCUGGGAACCUUAGCAACACAACACCCAUAAUUAGGACAAGUUUCCUCCAUUCAUCUUGUUUAAGGGUGUUGUCACAAGAAAAUGAUACUCGGCAUUCUUAAAGAGAACUGUAAUAACUUGGGGACUUUCUCUGCCAAUGUACCACAGACCACAAAUUACUUCAGUUUCAUGAGCAAUUUGGGUACCUGUCCUUACUUGAACUAAUAUCUGACUGCUGGGUCUCUAACCUCACAUUCAGAAAUGUGGAUUUACCCAAUAGCAUGAACAGAACAGAUGCUACCCUGGUUCACAUCUUCUAACGACAUUUGGAGGACACACACUGUGCUCUGGCUUAGCUCUUAGCAGCAGGAUAAAGCAGAACAAGUCACCUAAACUCUUUGUUUUCUCAGGGGGAAAGAAGAGCUGAAAAUGUUAAUUCAAUUUCCCACAAAGGAUAUAAAUUCAGAUCACUUACAGGAUCCAAGGACUGAGCCUGCGUUAAUCUUCAUUUUGUGCCUUUAUCUUCAAAGAGGGCCAUAGGAGAGGACACCAGGUGGCCAUGUCACAUGGACCCCAAAUGACAGGGUCAUAGUUUAUGUGCUUUUCCCUUAGAGUCAGAGCAUGCAGAAUUAGUAGAAGUGCACAAAGAAAGUGGAGGUUGUAACAACCAGGCAUAAUCCUUACUCAUCGAGUGGCAUGAUGCUUCCGACUCUUAACAUGCACAUUUUAAGAAGUGGCCCAAAUCAUUCUGGGAGUGGGCACUAAACUGCCCACAUGAGCAUGGAAAUAUAUGGGGGUAGGAGCAACCUCUACGAGCACUGGUUUUCUGGGUGUGCAAACAUCAUUCCUGAAUCUGAUCUAAUGCUUAAUCCAUAAAAUAGUCACAUCUCACAAUGAAGGUGACCCCUUUCCUUCCCUGUGGGAAGUUGGAAGAACAUUCUUAUUUAGCCAUCUGUAUCUAUUUAAUGAACAUUUUCUGAAGCUCUCUGUGUGUCACACUAUUAAAUUAGUAGUUGGAAUAUUUUAUUAGCUGUGUUUGUCGUCCCUGAACUAAUAAUGCAAUAAUGGUAGGUGAUCUAUAAAGGAUUACAUACAACCGAGGUUAUGCCAAAACAGAAUAGCGAUGAAUCACGCAUUUUAACACUUAUGGUGGACUUUCCCAUUGCUUAACUGGAUCACGAGAGUAACUCUGUGCCACAGAUCACGCACACAUCCUUAUUCUAUCUUAUGAAUAUUUUCUUCAUUUCCUGUCCACCCCACAACAAUUACAAACAUCUUUGCAUUAACGGGAGACCUUUUUCGUGAAAGAAACAGUCAUCCAGUCUCUUCCUUGUUGCUUUUCCAACUCAAACAUGAGCAGGUGACCCAGUGACCAAAAGCCACAUAGACUGUAAUUCAGUUUGGAGCAACAAUGAAAGAGGAAGUUUCUUAUUUAGACUGCCCGUUCCUGGGAACAGCACUGAAAACAGUCGUGUUAGGGAGGAGCUGUUUCUUCACCAAGUGACACCUGGGACUCAGCUUUGGUUUUGUUCACUUAGAUCAGGGAAAUGUCAUUGGUGCUAGUUGCCUAACUUUCCCAAUGAUCCCAUGAGCUUCCAAAAUCAUUUUAGUGAGCAAAUUUUUAAGAGAAAAUGCUUACAUGGAAAAGUGGAUUCUGAGAUUCUAAAUAGCUGAAUAUCUUAUUCCCAUGGUGCAACUCAAAGAACUCAACUUCACAAUGUGGAGACAUUUAUCCAAGGUAAACAGGCUUCACCUCUUCCCUUUUAUGUCAGUGUGACCCUGAAGAGAGUGACUAAACCACCUUACCCAAAACACAGUGUAAUGAUUGAUAUAUUGUGUCAACUUGAGAAGUUUAGACAUUUAACUGAGAGCCUCAGCAGGGAGCCAGGAUCCUUACUUUGUAAAUAUCUUCAUCCUGUGCAAGAGGAGGGCACAGAGAUUUUAUGAGUGCUACACUCUGCUCUUGGGAGGCUUGUGUUCAAUAUGCCGGGUGGGAAAAGUAUCUUACUCUUUCCUUCCCCUCCAUUGCUUUUGCUGCUGCCAUGAAGUGUUGCCCCAAUGCCAUGUCAUUCUGCCUUCUAGCCAGCUAAUUAUGGACUGAAACCUCCACAAACUGUAAGCUAAAUACACCUUUCCUUCCUUCUUUUUGGGAUCAGGUAUUUUAUCUCAGCAAUGAAAGAAAAGUAGCCAAGACUUAUAGGGACUGAGUGUUAAUAAUACUGCUUUCAGAAGUGUUACAGUGUCACAGUGUAGAUGGUACAUUAUAGUAUAACCUUAAGAAUGUUGUCAAGAGAUGAACAUUCAACCACAAUUUGUGUUAAAUUAAUAAAAAAUUAAGGAAAUAUGAGCAUACGAUGACAUUUAACUCCUCAUUUGCAGUAGUACUGCAGUAGAGUAGAGGGAAAUGAAUAAACAAAGAGCCCCUCUACCGGGAACCAGAAUAUUAGGGAACCCCUGCUCUGUAAGAUCUUUUCAUGAAGCAGAUUUAUCUAGUGAUUAUCCCACUGGCAAGAGUCAGUACAAGUGCAGUUUUGAAAACUAUCACAGAUACACACACAACUGCAUACAUGUGCAUGUGCACACACACACACACACACACACACACACACACACACAUGCAAAUACAUAUACCCCUAGAGUUGGAAAAUUCAAGGAUCCUUUUAAACCUUCACUUCAAUAUAAGGAACCCAGCAUCUUUGCUAUUUAUGUGUGAAGAGAGAAAUCUUUACUGUCAUUCUUGAUGUGCACAGCUAUAGUUAUCUUAAAACACAGUGAGAUGUUUCCCAUCUAAACCUAAAAAUAUAUCAGUCCAAAGCAAUGGACAAUUUGUACACAGUUCAGUUAGGCUUUGUCAAGUGAAUUAUUCUUGCAUCAUCUCAGUAUUUUUAUAAGUGGAACUUUCUUAUGUUUUUUCUGUGUAUAACAGAAGCUCAGUCUCAGUGUGGCCCUAUUGGAUGUAACCGGAGGCCCCACAAAGGAGUCAUUUUAUUUAGGUCUGAAAAUAAAAAAAACUGAGUAAAAUAAGUGAGCUCUAAAUAAAGUUAUGGCUACAAAGUCAAGCUCACUUGGAUCUGUGUUUUUAUGCAGGUGAAUGUGCUUUAAACCUUCGGCUUUGCUUUGUAAUGCCCAAUAAGUCUUUCUCGAAUUGCAAGCCUCUCAAUUGCUCUGAGUAGCUGGGUAGACUUAUGAUUUAUGUCCUACCAGCUUCCCUCCUAGACUAAAGGAGGCUUCCCACGAAGAUGCAAGUAUGCAUAUAGUUUUGGAAACAGUUGGAGGUGUAAAUAUCAAUGUAAUGACAAAAUACCCACAGGAAAGUUAAAACAUCAAUAAAAAAGAAAAAAGAAAAUGCAUGAAGAAACGAGGUGAUAACCACAGUCAGGAAGAAAUUUAAAAUGUAUUCAGGACUCCCUAGCAGCCAAGAUACAAAGGGAAAGAGUUGAUGUAGAAGAGAGGUGAAUGGAGAAUUAACCAUAACCCAUCUAGCAGGCUGCCUGUCGCGUGCUGCAACCUCUUUUGCAGAGGCAGACAAUCAGCAGGACCGAGCUUGGUUUCCACCUCUCUUCUUUUUUUUUUUUUUUUUUUUUUUUUUUUUUUUUUUUUUUUUUUUUGUCUUUUUCUUUUUUUAUCGGUACCGGGGAUCGAACUCACGACUGCCUGCUUACAAAGCAGGUGCUUAUGCCGCUGAGCUAAAUCCCCAGCCCCUCCACCUCUCUUCUGAGGAUAACAUGACAGCCCGUAUGUUAUCUCUCAAUAAAAUUUUAAAAAGAAAUGGGAAUUCAACUCCCUCAAGUCAAUAACACCUGAGUGUUAUUGAGAAAAUCACCUGAUACCUCAAAGUAGCAUUUUGUUUAUUUUGAAAAUACUGGCUAACAAUAAAACUCUGAUGUAUUCUUACCAGAUUCCUCUUGGAUAAUGUACUAGACUAUACUUUAUCAUAUGUAAGCUGUUAUGUGGAUUUUAACUGAUUUUAUAGUUUUUGCCACAGCAUGGAUGGAGGCUUGCACAAAAGGAGCAUAACGGCCAAAAAUAUUAUUGGUCAUCGUUUUUCUCAAAAAUUUAAUUCAACUUUUACCCUCAGCAUACUCAAGAAAGCCCAAACUUCAUGAAAUCCCAGGGUUAAAUAUGCUCCUGUGCUCUCUGUGGCUGUCACCUGCCUUUGGGAGAUUUGUUUCCGCAGGUAAGCUCCAGAGCUCUGGUCAGCAUGGGUAAGAUGCAGUGGGUGAAAUGGAGAGGAAGAAGAAGAGCCACAGGGUGCCUGCCCCUGGCCUCCUGUGCCCAGCCCUGUCACCCCAUGUACCCCCUCUUCCUGCACUCCAAUGAGCUGUUACAAGUUAAGUUGCAAUUUUUAAAGAAGCACUGGGGCAUUUCUUAAUUGGAUUUCAGUAUCUUAAUAUUCUAGGAAGAAGGAGAAUUUGAAAUUCCAUACUGUUUUUCAGAGUACGGAGGUACUUGCAUAAGCUCAGCCUCUGCUAAAGAAGAGGCAAGGGGGGUGGGGUGUAUUCUAUAAGCAACUAUUUUGAUCCUAACAUUUAUUAUUUAUUUACUUAACAAAAGCACUGUACAUGGCACUGUAAUUGAUGGUAUCAUUUGAUGUUGUCAAGAGCCCUAUCAGAUGGUAGUUAUGAUCUUCAAUCUACAUACCUGUAAACUGACUCACACAGCCAAAAUUCAAGCCUUCGAUUAAAGAUCACUUGUUGUGUGGAGAUUUUCUUUACUCCCUACCUAACAUGGCAGCCCUAAGUGAUGCCCGAUCAGAUAAUCCCAUUUACUUGUUUCAUAGCAUUUAUUAGAACCUGUAUUUGUUAAUGGCUUAUUUAUUGUUGUUCAUUUCCUUCACAAGAAUGUAUCCUACAGAGACAAGAAUCACACCUGUCUCAUUCACCUGCAUUUUUAGUAUCUAGCACUACAACAAUUUUUUAAUAAAUAAAUAAAUGGUCUUCAAAAGAAAAUACUCUUUUCACUAUCAUGCAUUAAUUUUUAUUUUCUUUUUAGAUGCAUAAAGCAAACAUUAAGUGAAUUAUGAAUGUCUGUGUUGUACUAGGAAGAUUUUAUUUCAAAUUGAAUGCGUAAGAAUAAAAUCAUUUCCUAUGGAUCACCAAAGACACUUUUAAUAUAUUCUAAUAUGAAAGAUAGCAUUGGAAUUUAUGUGAGAGCUUCAGGAUAUUUAGCCUUGGGAACCUUGAAGUCUUUUAGCUCUAUUUGAUCCAAAGCACGACUGAAAUCUUAAGAGAAAAUGAAUUGUGCCAAUAAAUAUUUACUUUCAUCUUCUUUUCUGUGAGCCUACAGAGUCACUUCUAAACUGUCUUAAGGAUGGAAAUUACAUGAUCACUUGAAUGGCUCUUUGAAUAUGUAACCAAAGGAAAACCUUUCUAAGGCAAAAUGCUCAUUUUUCUACUAUACGUUACCAUGUAUAAAUUACCUUGAAUUACUCCAGAUGUAGGAAUUGAUUUUAAGAAACUCAGAUGCUUAAGUUAAAAAAAGUUAAAUGAACUCAUCUAAUACCUGUAUAUGCCAGUGAGAAAACACCUCUUCCUCCCUGUAUCAUUCGGUGGCAUACACCAUUUCCUCUAGAUAAUUCCCACUCUAGUUCAUGAUAAAAUUUACACGAUAUCCUCCAGAAAAAGUCUUCUCCUCUUCUCCUUCCCACACUGUAUAUGGUCUUCACCCUGGGCUGUGUCCCCAGUCCUCAUUAUCAUUUUAUUUUUUUUUAAAUCCUGAGACAGAAUUCAUUGAAUUGCUGGGAUUGCAGGAUCCUCCCACCUGGCCACUCAUUCCACAAAUCAUAUGUUAUUGCCACUAUCUGCUUAACUAGCUUAAUUAUUUAAGACACCUACAGCAACACCUGCAUUUAUUCAUGUCUGUGUUUCAUUACCAGAUAAAUAACCAAGCUUUAUUAAAUAGUUGUUACAGAUUAAUGAACGAGCAAAUAGAAUCUAGUUUCUUUAUUGGAGAAUGAGGGGUGACCAAUGAGUACAGACAGAACUUUUCUCACAAGAGGUUCCCUGGCAAGUCUCUGGGGUGGCUCUGAUUUCUAUUCCCUACUGCUGCCUGGAUCCUGAGUUUAAAACAAGUCAUCAGGGGGUAACAGGAAGAUGUGGACUGGCAAAUGCAAGUGAGUAGAGCAUUGUGGAGGAUUUUUCUUUGGCAGACAAACAUGUGUUGAUUGAUUCUAGGCAGUAUGGUAAAUCUUCAGGAGCUGUUAACCAAGGGAAAUUUGGAAAAACUGUAGAGGAGUUUGUAAAGCUGCUGCCAAUGUUAUCACAGUGGAGCAUUUUGAGAAAUGUACUUUUUUAAUACGUUACACUCAUUUUGCAGAUGUAUAUACCCCCUUCCCCUGCAUACCUUACCUUAAAAUCUGCCUCUGUUUCCUACCAUCUCUAUGGAGGAAGCUCAUUUCAGUGUGACCUUCGUGACUUCAACUUUUACAAAGUACUCUGUGAGUAAUUACAGAAAAAAUAAUGAAGGCUGACUAAGAAAUGAGAAUGUUUAGAAAAUCACAGAAACAGUAGAUUAUUUACAACAAUUUUUAAAUUUUCAAUGAAAAAGAUAAAUUCCAUAACAUUAACAGGGGACAUGGAUAAGAAUCAUUCCUAAGGUUGAAGUAGUGUUAUUUUUUCCUCUAUCAACAUCCCCCCCAAAGCCUCAAGAGGUCAGAGGGGUGACUUUUUGGGGGUGACUGGGUCAUUGGUGUGUGAUACUGGAUCAUGGGUGUGAUACUGGUUUAAUUCACUGACUGAUCUAGCAAAUUUGUGGGCAAAGGCAUUACUGAAGAGAGAAGCUCCAUCCUUGGUGUGGGUGGCACCAACUAACAGGCCUGUAACCUGUCUGGGUCCUUGCUUUCUGCCUACCCUGCCAUGGACUGUUUCUCCUCCACCAUACCACCCUGCCUUGGAGGCAGCCAACUGUGGACUGAAACCUCCACAAACUGUGUGCUAAAAUAAAUCUCUCCUUUAAUUUAUGGGCACUGAAUAUCUUAUCUCAGUAACAAGAAAGUAACUAAGACAAGUAGAAACAUCAAAUAACCAAGAAAAUGAAACAAAGAAUGAUUUCCCAAGAGCCUCACUUGGCUAAUAAUUUAACUAGUUUUUUUCUAGGAAUUGAAAACGAAAAUUAGCAAUACAUGUAUGCAUACAUACAUAUUUUAGUGUUUAUAUAAAUUGAUAUAACAUCCUACAACACAGUAUAAUUCUUGGCAUUGGAUAUAUGAUAUUUGGUCUAUGGUUGUUAAGUUCUGAAACUAUACUUUCUCUAGGUAAUUUUAAAAGUAAAUUUAACUAUAUCACACUCCAGGCUUUACUAAUUGUACAGUAAUUAUUUGUUAAGUGAUACAUGACUAAAUGAAUGUUGAUAUGAGAUAUUACCUUUACCAACCAAAUCUUCUAGUUUCUCCUUCCAUUCUUUUGCCCAUAUGUGGCUAACUACCCAUAUACAAGGCUUUUAAUCAGCCUUACGUGGAUUAUGCCUAUGCAACCUUACGCAUGCUACAGUUACUUAGAUGCCUAUCCUAAUUCUUUCUCUAUGGGGGUAACUUCUACCAUCUAUCCACACCCAAUUCAUGCAUGCACCACUGUAUCACUUUCUCUGGGGAACUUUGCUUUAUGCCACACAUGGAACGAUGCCUCAACUUCCUAUCACUCACUGCACCCAGGAUGUAGAUAUAUCUUACUUUGUUUCAUUGAUGCUUUUUCAAAGGUCAUCCACUAUAGUGUUCCCAAUUUUCCUAUUGAAAAUAAUUCUGCAAUGAACUUGAUUACAAACACACAAUUGCAUAUUUAUAUCAAGUUUUCCAGAAUGACUUAAAUACCAUUAAAAGCAUGAGUGCUUAAAAUAAAUCACAUGUGAUAAUAUGUGGGACUAUUUAUGUGCAUGUUUGCUUCUUUGUUAUUUCAAAGACUAUAAUCUAAAAUCAAACAUGCUAUUCUGUUUUAAAGAAAAUUUUGCAUUUGAAAUAGAAAAUUUUGCAUGAAAUUCUUCAUGUCUAUGGUUAAUUUCUCAUUGAAUUCUUAAUUGUGUGUAUUUUCACUUUUUAAUACUUGUUUCUAUUUUUAUUAGUGCUUUGAUUUUCACAUUGUGUUUCUGUAUGUAGACCUUUUCACACUAUUUUAAAAUUCUUGUUGGAUGAUUAUUUUUAUUAUUACUUGUCAUGACAUUAAAUUUUUAAGUUAUACAUUGUGCUCCGAAUCAAUUUCAGAUCUGCAGAAUAGUUAUUGGAGUGUUUUAUAACUAUUAUUAUCUAUAUACUGAUCUGUAAUACUUUUGCAUUUUUGAUAUUAAUGUUUAUUAUGAUCAUUUCAGUAUUCAAUAUUCUACAGUUCAUACAUUUUUGCUAAUUUAACUUUCUUUUGGAAUAUCUAUUAUGUCUAUAUUGGAAUAAACUUUUCUUUAUCUGCA